AUGCGAUCCAAGAUCCAGGAACAAAACUACACGACUUGGUUUCAGCCAGAUGUGAACAUUAUUGGUACUGAGCCAAUAUUUGGUCCUCCUGAUGCCAUUGAGGAGCCUUCCGUGAACAGGAAACGGGACAUCAUCCAGUACGGUGACAGUACGUAUCACACUCACCCCGCAUCCAGAACUCUUCUCCCCCAGGCAGUGCUAACAACUCCAGUGCUCCACGUCGACGUCGGCGUCACAGCUCUUGGUCUUACCACAGACACGCAACACCUAGCCUACGUCUUGUACCCCGACGAAGACGAGACCGCCAUCCCGGCAGGUCUCAAAGCCGGUCUUGCAAAAGCCAACCGCCUCCAAGAUAUCGUCAUCUCACACAUGAAAGUCGGCACAUCCGGCAACGACAUCCUGAAAGCCAGUCUCGACCAAAUGCACAGCGAGGGUUUCGAAGGCAAGAUCUACUGCCAUCCGAUCGGCGAUUGGGGACACUCAGCCGGAACCUUGAUUGGCAUGACCAAUUUGCAGGAUGGUGUGCCUGUGCUGGGUGAUAUGCCGUUGUUGAAUAGGACCUAUUAUAGUAUUGAGCUGUCGGUGGAACAUUUUGUACCGGAAAGAAAUGCCACCAUGAUGUUUUAUCAGGAGGAAGAUGUUCGCUGGGUCGGUGGAGAGAAAGGCUGGGAGUGGGUUUGGGGGAGACAGGAGAAGUUUCAUCUGGUGAAGACGAAGAAUCAGAAGGGCAAGGGAAACUUGAUUCAAGAGGUGCUUGGUCAAGAGGAAUUGUGA
This is a messenger RNA of Cadophora gregata, 777 nucleotides long. RefSeq lists its product as uncharacterized. Lineage: Eukaryota; Fungi; Ascomycota; Leotiomycetes; Helotiales; Ploettnerulaceae. Bases 1 to 777 code for a protein of 258 amino acids. The transcript has a single exon. The record is from RefSeq and is a predicted model, not a curated record.